Salvelinus sp. IW2-2015 is the source of this 1806-nucleotide messenger RNA. The record is from RefSeq and is a predicted model, not a curated record. NCBI's taxonomy places the organism in Eukaryota, Metazoa, Chordata, Actinopteri, Salmoniformes, Salmonidae.
AUGGCAUGUUGUCCUGAAACUGCCUUGGGCGCGGAGAUAGAGGAGCGACUGGUGACCUACCUGCUGUCUCCAGAGCGCUACAACAAACUGAUCAGACCUGCUGUCAACAAGAGCCCGGUCACCAUCCAUAUACAGGUGUCCCUGGCCCAGCUCAUUAGUGUGAAUGAGAGAGAACAGAUCAUGACCACCAACUGCUGGCUGACUCAGGUAUGGAAUGACUACAGAUUGUGGGACCCAGAAGAGUAUGAGGGCAUAAAGAAGGUCCGCCUCCCGUCUCAGCACAUCUGGCUGCCUGACAUCGUCCUCUACAACAAUGCGGAUGGGAACUAUGAGGUGUCAUUCUACUCCAACACGGUUGUCUCCAACAAUGGAGAGGUGAACUGGCUGCCCCCCGCCAUCUACAAGUCGGCCUGCAAAAUCGAGGUCCGCGACUUUCCCUUCGACCAGCAGAACUGCACACUCAAGUUCCGAUCCUGGACCUACGACCACACCGAAAUCGACCUGAUCCUGCUCAGCGAUUUCGCCAGCCGUGACGACUUCAAGCCCAGCGGUGAGUGGGACAUCGUGUCUCUGCCGGGACGCAAGAACGAAGACCCCUCUGACAUCACCUACCUGGACAUCACCUAUGACUUCAUCAUCAAGCGCAAGCCACUYUUCUACACCAUCAACCUCAUCAUCCCCUGUGUMCUSAUCACCUCUCUGGCCAUCRUYGUSUUCUACCUGCCGUCUGACUGUGGYGAGAAGAUGACUCUSUGRAURUCAGUCCUCCUGGCCCUCACUGUGUUCCUGCUGCUGAUCUCCAAGAUCGUCCCACCUACGUCUCUAGCUGUCCCUCUCAUAGGGAAGUAUCUGAUGUUUGCCAUGGUGCUGGUCACCUUCUCCAUCGUCACCAGUGUSUGUGUGCUCAARGUGCACCACCGCACGCCCUCCACACACACCAUGCCCCSCUGGGURAAACGRCUCUUCCUGCACCGCCUCCCCUCCUUCCUGUUCAUGCGUCGGCCGGGCAGCUCCAACAUCCGGGAGAGGUUCCGCCAGAAGCACCAGCGGCGCUCCUACUCUGACCUGAAGCUGAGAGACGGGGCGGUGGCAGUGGCCCCGGCCGCGGGGGGAAUGGGGGUGGCAGAGGGGUCUGGGAUAGGCAGGGCCGACUCCUUCUAUGUGAACGAGGAGUCGGCCAAGCGGUACGGCUGGAGGAUCAGCGACCUGUCGGAGAACACAGAGUUCAGGAAGAGGAUGACAGUGAAGUGUCACGCAGACGUUGAGGAGGCUGUGGACGGGGUGCGCUACGUUGCCGAGAAGAUGAAGAGUGAGGACAACGAUGAGGGGGUCAUUGAGGACUGGAAGUAUGUUGCCAUGGUGAUUGACCGGCUCUUCCUGUGGAUAUUUGUGUUUGUGUGCAUUACUGGGACGUUGGGGCUGUUCAUGCAGCCCCUCUUCCAGAGCUACAACACACCCACGGCAGACGACCUGGAGCAGAACUGACCUAUGACCUUUGACCCGAAACCUGACCCUCACGCCCCCCAACACCCCCAUGAGGAACACCCGCCGCGAGUAAAACAGCUACUUACCAACACCUUGAAACAGAACUGUGUUAUUUUGACACACUCACAUACUGUACGCACACAGCACACCGGCCGCCACCACACCAACCAAUGCCCCUCAACCUCCUCUCUUAUAUGGAACAGAGCAACCCCACCAACCCCAGAAAAAGGGUCUGUUGUUUUUAUUUCUGCAUUUGAAAAGGGGAACCAAUCUUUUCUGCACAGUUCCAGAAUAAUUUGCUGAGCCCAAAGAUCCACACAC